This is a messenger RNA of Nicotiana attenuata, 1989 nucleotides long. RefSeq names its product aspartate--tRNA ligase 2, cytoplasmic-like. Gene Ontology annotation, biological process: aspartyl-tRNA aminoacylation. Gene Ontology annotation, cellular component: cytosol; cytoplasm; aminoacyl-tRNA synthetase multienzyme complex. Gene Ontology annotation, molecular function: aspartate-tRNA ligase activity; ATP binding; RNA binding. The record is from RefSeq and is a predicted model, not a curated record. The transcript has 10 exons. NCBI's taxonomy places the organism in Eukaryota, Viridiplantae, Streptophyta, Magnoliopsida, Solanales, Solanaceae. Bases 172 to 1797 code for a protein of 541 amino acids.
CCUAGAGCCGCCAUCGAGUCGAUGGCUAAAGAAUCCGAAGUGUAACCAUACAAAUAAUCAGCAGCAUCCACUUCUUAUUAUAUACUACAACUUUCUUUUGCUCUCUAUUCAUAGCAAAUCAAGAAACCACUGCAGCUUUGUGCGAAAACCUAACAGAAAUCUCAAUCAACGAUGGCCUCGGAUUCAGAAGAAAGCAGCAAUCAAGGUAAAAAACUCUCCAAAAAAGAAGCCGCAAAGCUCGAACGCCAGCGCAAACGUCAAGAGGCUGCUGCAGCUGCUGCCACCACUGCCUUAUCCGCUGUCUCCGUUGACGAAGGACCGGACCCGCUUGCCGUCAACUACGGCGACGUUCUGCUCAACGACCUGCAAUCCAAGGUGGUGUCGGGUCGCCAAUGGACCAAAGUCGAGUUACUUGCUCCGGUAAUGAGGGACCAGGUGGUCCUGAUUCGGGGUAGGGUUCAGACGAUCCGUCCCGUUGGGAAGAAGAUAGCUUUCGUUGUCGUGAGGGAACGAGGUUUCACAGUGCAGUGCGUGUUGACGGUAAAGCCAGAGUUGGUGAGUGCGCAGAUGGUGAAAUUCGCAACAAGUCUGAGCAAAGAGUCCAUUGUUGAUGUUGAAGGUGUUGUUACUGUCCCGGAGAAGCCAAUUACGGGUGCCACUCAACAACAGGUGGAAGUUCAGAUAAGCAAACUUUAUUGUGUCAACAAGGCUGUGCCAACAUUGCCAAUUAAUAUCGAGGAUGCUGCUAGAAGCGAUGUGGAGAUAGAACAAGCUUUAGAGAAAGGAGAGCAGCUUGUUCGUGUAAAUCAGGAUACUCGUUUGAACUACAGAAUUCUAGAUAUGCGCACACCUGCAAAUCAAGGGAUCUUCCGCAUCCAAUGUCAAGUUGAAAAUAUAUUUAGGCAGUUUUUGCUGUCUGAAGGUUUUGUUGGAAUCCAUACCCCAAAAUUGAUUGGAGGGUCUAGUGAAGGUGGUUCGGCUGUAUUCAGACUGGAUUACAAAGGGCAACCUGCAUGUCUGGCACAGUCACCUCAGCUUCACAAACAAAUGGCAAUAUGUGGUGAUUUUGGCCGUGUGUUUGAAAUUGGUCCCGUCUUUAGAGCAGAAGAUUCUUUCACACACAGACAUCUGUGUGAGUUUACAGGUCUUGAUGUCGAAAUGGAGAUUAAAGAGCACUAUUCAGAGGUCAUGGAUAUUGUUGACCGCUUAUUUGUGACAAUAUUUGAUAGUUUGAAUGACAAAUGCAAAAAGGAACUGGAAGCCAUUGGAAGGCAAUAUCCUUUUGAACCUUUGAAGUAUUUUCGGGGAGAUAAAAAGACCUUACGGCUUACAUUUGAAGAGGGAGUUCAAAUGUUGAAGGAAGCUGGUAUUGAAGUUGAUCCUUUUGGGGACCUGAAUACAGAAUCAGAAAGAAAGCUGGGCCAGCUUGUUGCAAAGAAGUAUGGAACUGAUUUUUAUAUACUUCACAAAUAUCCCUUGGCAGUUCGUCCAUUCUAUACUAUGCCAUGUUAUGAUAAUCCAGCUUACAGUAAUUCUUUUGAUGUCUUCAUUAGAGGAGAAGAAAUUAUCUCCGGAGCUCAGCGUGUCCAUGUACCUGAGUUCUUGGCAAAACGUGCCGAAGAAUGUGGAAUUGAUGUGAAGACAAUAUCAACAUAUAUUGAUUCUUUCCGAUAUGGUGCUCCUCCUCACGGUGGAUUUGGAGUCGGACUGGAGCGUGUGGUGAUGCUUUUCUGCGCGCUCAACAAUAUUCGCAAGACAUCACUUUUCCCUCGUGACCCACAAAGGAUUGCCCCCUGAUUCCUAUAUACAUCGCUAGACAUGCUCUAAGUUUACCUUUCAUUUAUUGAGGCAUGAAACAUUGUAGUUCGAUGAGAAUUGACAAAAUGUCAUGAUUGACACUGUACUAUUUGAAGUACUUCAUUUUUAUCUUGCUUGCUUUUGACGCAAUUCCAUGAGUAUCAGUUAAUACGUUUUGAAUAAUUUGUUUUU